ACUCAUCUUUUGAAGAGAAUGUUUUCGGAAUGAUAGGUGUCAUUUCUGAGGAUUGUGGCAGUCAGUUCGUUGGAACUCUUGUAAGUGUGUUGGUUGGUUUGAUUCCCGUUGCUAAGAAGAGAAGUCGUAUAGCUGUUGAUCAAGGGAAAAGAAUGCUCUUUUCGCCUUUCCUUGAUAAAAAGGUCGUGGGUACUCAUAGACCAUCUCCAUGUAUUGCCUCAGCUCGAGGCGAUGCAUCAGGUGGUGUUCAAUCUGGCUUUCUCUGCCCUACUCUUAUUCAGGAUAGAAAGUUGAUUGGCUGUGAACAGAUAACUCUCAUUCAGGAGGUUAGCAAGUCGGUUGUGUUCAAGAAACUACAUGCCACUUCAAAAUUCUUUUCCGGUUCAUCAUCAUCAUCAUCCUUAUCGUCGUCGUCGUCUGAUGAUUCUUCCUAUCAUUAUCUUCGACAGCAUGAUGUUUGUUCUACGCUUUCUAGCACAAUUCACUGUGUGCUUGAUGGGAUGAUCAUGAAACCAAUUCAAAAUGCAGAUACAAAUGAGCUUGAGGAAAUGACCACAACAGCCGUCGGUUGUCAUGGAGCUGCUUACAAUCUUGAGAGUAAAGAUGUGGUCGAGAAAGGAAGUCAAAUUUCGUUUCUGAGCAAGGAGGAUGUUUGUUCUACGCUUGCUAGCACAAUUCACUGCGUGCUUGAUGGGAUGAUCAUGAAUCCAAUUCCAAAUGAAGAUACUAACGAGCUUGAGGAAAUGACCACAACAGCAUCCGGUUGUCAUGCAGCUGCUAACAAUUUUGGGGGUACAGAUGUUGUCGAGAAAGAAAGUCAAAUUUUGUUUUUCAGCAAGGGGUACGUAUCUCAGAUGAUUUCUCUUUAUGAGAGUAAACGAUCAAAUAUCGUUUCUGAGAAAGAAAGUCAAAAAUCUUUCUUCAGCAAAGGGCAGAAUUAUUCGAUAAGUACGGACCCUCUAUUUGAAAGUGAACAAUCCAAUCUCGUUUUUGAGAGCAAUAGUAAGCCGGGGCCUAUUGAAAGUGAGAGUGAGAAUUCAACAAGUAUUGGCUUGAGUUGUAUACAAGAUAAAAAGGUCGUGGGUAUUCAUAGAGCGUUGCCGUAUAUUGCCCCAGCUCCAGGAGAUGCAUCAGGUAUUGUUCAAUCAGGGUUUCUCCAACCUACUCUUACUCAGGAUGGGAAGUUGAUUGGGUGUGAGAAUCAACAGGGUAAAGAUAAGCAAUUAACUUCUGUCAUGGAGCGUACAAGGAAAUUGCAUGAAGUUGACUUGACUAGGAAACAAGAAAUAAAUGCCGUGAACAUUCAUAGCAUUGUUCCUAAGGGUGGCAAGCCGAUUGAGUCUCAGAAACACAAGGGACAGAAAAAACAAUUAAAUUCUGUUAUGGAGUGUAGAACCGUAACUGGAUUGGUGCGGAAACAGCAUAAACAAGUAGUGGGUACCCAAAGAACCAUUACCGGUGCUGUCCCAGCUCAAGGUCAUAUACCAGUUGUUCGAUCUGGGUGUACACGACCAACUCUCAUUCAGAAAGAUAGCAGGUCGAUUGGGUCUGAGAAACUCCAGGGAUCAGAAAAACUAUUAAGUUCUGUUGCACAGAGUAAAAAGAAGCCAGGGAUCAUCGACUCAAGCAAGAAAAAUCAUAUAAACGUUGUGAAUACGCGUAAAGGUUUGGUUGGUGAGAGGUCUCUUCAGUCAGUAUCCAAAAGAAAACCAGGAAACAUCGACCCAAGCAGGAAGAAGGUGAUGAAGGUUGUGAGUACGCGUAAAGAUUUGGUUGAUGAGAGGUUUUUUCAGUCGGUAUCCAAAAAGAAUCAAGAAAACAUUGACCCAAGCAGAAAAAAUGAUAUAAAGGUUGUGGGUACGCUUAAAGAUUUUGUUGAUGAGAGGUCUCUUCAGUGUGUUUCCAAACACAAGAAUGCUAAAACUGUUUCUCGAGUACCAUCUUAUAAAGGUCGCAUAAUCAGCUCUACUUCUGAGCUCAAACCUCGGUGGAAUUUCUAGAUUAAGACGGUAACCUUGAGCUACAAGCAAAGCCACACUUUCGAUACGACCAGGGACGUUUCAGUACAUUUUUUUUAUUUUUUAUAUUAAAUAGAUAUUACUUGCUACUUGCUAGGAACUUACUUUUGUUCUUGUGUAUGCAGGUUAUGAAGACUGCACACAACUCAUCCAGUUAUCUCUCGUUUUUAAUCGUGAGGCCAGCUUUAAAUAUAGGUACUUGUAUCAGAUUCAAGUUUAACCAUUGCAGAAGAGCAGAAAUUCGUAAUUUGUGAGAUAUGCCCCGACCAAGUACUCAUAGUUGGGAAGGGGGUUUGAAGAAAGAGGCGAGGAUCCGUGAAGUAGCUGAUGAUGUUUUGGAUGAAGGUGAAGAGGAAGAAGCUGACGUUGACUAAUGCUUCAGUAGUACUAUUUACUUGUUUAGUUAGCUGUCAGAUUAUUUUGAAGUAUUUAUGUCGUGUUUUAGUGGAUGGUUAGUGGUCUCCGGUCUAUGGACCAUGUCUACUAGUAUUAAGUGGCUUAUUUAGGCUUUUUUUAUUUAUUUAUUUAUUUAUUUUUUCUAAAGUUUAUCUAAAGACUUCGUUGUAGCCUAUUUUUAUGGAAUGAAAGAAUUAAAUCUGUAGAAUUUGAUCA
Molecule: messenger RNA, 2630 nt
Organism: Erigeron canadensis
Lineage: Eukaryota; Viridiplantae; Streptophyta; Magnoliopsida; Asterales; Asteraceae
Exons: 12
Coding region: 30-2000 (656 amino acids)
Source: RefSeq, a predicted model, not a curated record